AUCACGCAAGAGUCGGCCUUCAACGCUCUCUCAAUCACAAAAUUGGCCCACCAAGCGUUGGGCCCCUUUUUAUGGCAGAGAGCGAAAGGAGAGAGAUGCUCCGUACCUACCCAUCUCACAAAUCUUCUUUGUUUGCUUCCUUCCCUCAUCGGUCUUCAGUCAACUAAAUCCCCAAGCAAUCAACCAUGGCUCCUUUCGAUCCCCCCGCCAAGAAAAUCGCCGUACCCGAGCUUUACGAUGACGAGGACGACAAGACUGUUCAGACCGACGGCAGCAAUGAUCUCAAUGAGCCUCUCUUGAGUAUCCAGACCACCAUGAGUGAAGAUGAGGAGGACACUGCCAUGAAGGAAUCUUCCUCGCAGUGGUCCAACCUCUACAGUCUCAUCAUUGGACUCAUCAUUGGAUGUUUCAUCCAAUUCAGCUCCCUGGGUGCAAACUUCCUGAUGACUUCCAUGUACGGCUACAACGUCUUCUUCAUGAAGGAAUUCCUCGUUGUCUCCUUGGUCUGGUGCUUCGUCACGUCUAUCAUGGGAGUCUGCGUCCUCCUCUUCCUACGUAGUCUCGUUGUCACAUCCUUCUACGCAACAACUUCCGUGAACGAGAAUUUCAAGGCAAAGGAGGACUUUAUUGCCGGACUCAUCCAAAAGAUGGAAUACUACUUUGCUGUGGGAGCUCUCAUUGGGGUUUGCAUGUGUUGGACGAUUACCGACAUUGUCCUCGGAAUGAAGGCCCACAUCGUCCACAGUUUAGUCACAUUGGUCAUUGCCUUGGUUUGGUGCCGACUUGUCAUGACCUUCUGCGGUAGCAAAGUCGAAAGCUGAACACCUCCUGCAAAAGCGAUAACUCAAUGAUAUCUCUAAUUUCAUAAAAUACAUGUUUCGUUCGUU
Molecule: messenger RNA, 887 nt
Organism: Seminavis robusta
Lineage: Eukaryota; Bacillariophyta; Bacillariophyceae; Naviculales; Naviculaceae
Source: the annotation of a GenBank genome assembly